Molecule: messenger RNA, 2649 nt
Organism: Pygocentrus nattereri (red-bellied piranha)
Lineage: Eukaryota; Metazoa; Chordata; Actinopteri; Characiformes; Serrasalmidae
Exons: 6
Coding region: 14-952 (312 amino acids)
Source: RefSeq, a predicted model, not a curated record
GAAACCGUCAGUCAUGCAGUCCUGCAGUUCUGCUCUCUGGGUCCUGAUUUUACUGACCACUACAUUCACUAUUGGGUCUGUAUCAGUGAACGGUCCAGUGAAGGUGAAGCUUCAUGACUCUGCUACUCUGUCCUGCUCUGAGAGAUGCUCUGGUUUAGCGAGAUGGACUGUGUUCCACAAACGCAGUGACACUCUGGCUGAGUGUGAUCAGACUUCAUGUAGAUCAGUGAAGGAGGGAUAUCAGAUGAUCCAUGAUCAGUACCUGAAGGGGAAUCUCUCUCUCAUCAUCACUGACGCUGAUUUCAGUAAGAGAGGCUGGUACACGUGUGACUGUGCCAGCAAGGACGUCUGUGAUGUUCAUCUACAGAUUGAGCCCUUGAACACUACAGUUGAGAUGAUGGCCGGUGAUUCUCUGAUCCUAAGGCUGGACGUAUCAGAUCCAGUGGACGUGAUUUAUAACAGUACAGUUACACCUGGACCAUCCAGUGGUCAGAUCUGUACAGUGGAUGGACCCUCACUACAGUGUAAACCUGAAUACACACAGAGAUCAUCACUCACAUCUGGUGUUGAGCUGAGAAGAAUGGCUCCAUCUGACAGUGGAGUUUAUACUGUAAUGGACAGCAGGAAUAAAGAGGUCAUUCACACCUACACAGUGACCGUCCAAGAUGUACAGCAGAGCUUGAUAUGGAAGGAUGGAUAUCAGAAAGGAAACAGUGAUGGGUAUCAGAAGGGAAGUGAAGAUGGAUAUCGUAACGGAUUGGGAAUCGGAGCAGGCGUUUUUGGGGUCAUAGCUCUGGCUCUUGGUUUGAUUUUCGGAAUGUUUGCUGUGCCGCGGGUGCGUCUUCUGAGGUUGAGAAGAGAAGAUCCCUCAGAAAGAAUAGGAGACGAUCCCUCAGGUGGGCGACAAGCUGAAGAUGCUGAAAGUGGUGUUGCCCUGGCCAGAGCUUGCUAGACAGAAUUCUGAAGACUAAACAGCUUCUGUAAGUUCUCUUCAACUUCAUCUUCUGGAAAAAACUUGAAGAAAAAGAAGCUUGAUGUGAUGAUCAGCCACCGGGACUGUGUCGGAUUUGUCUUGUUACAGUCUCAGUAACUCCUAAACCUCAUGAGAGAAGCAGUACUUCAGUCCUCUAAAACAGCUGUCUGAAGAACGUUUCUUCAGUAGGUUUUAGUUUGGGAUUAGACCAACGCGUUGUGGGAUUUCAUCAGUAGUGUGUUCAGUGUUAUUCAGUGAUUAAUGGUAAGAAUCAGGAGAGAGUGGCUCAGUCCUUCUAACACUGAAAUACUUCGUUCUAAUCCCACUUCAAAUUUCUGUCCGUGUUUAGCUUCAAAUAUGUAGAAGAUCUUUGAUCUUGCCUGGAACAGAUUGAGGAUUCAUGGUUUUAUUAUAAAGUGAGCGCUCAGUAUACCUGCCUGAGUCUCACCCCAGUCCAAUCAGCAGCUCAGACACUCAGCUUUCAUGCUCUGAAACUGACCCUCCACCCCCAGUAGAGUCAGACAGAACAGAGUGGGACACUGAAGUCCUGUCGUAUUGACCGUACUGUGUUCUGCCCAGGACUUCCUCUUUAGGGGGUGUUGUACGGCCAUUUGGUGUAACUGUUCAAACCUCGAGAACAGAAAUGGAGGUGGCGUCUUAAACCCUUCAGCAUUAAUACAGUUUAAUAAUGAAUAACAAUUAAAACAAAGACAGUAAAUCAAAAUAAAACAAUUCCCAACAAUUCUCACAACUUUUCACCAACAGGUGAGGAGGAGGCGAAUGGGAAACUGCUGUAGUGUCUCGGCUCUGCUGCUGGUGCUGUGAUGUCUUUGACUGUACAAAGAUAUUUAACCUUCAAUUGAUUUGAUAUCAGAAAAUGAUAUUAAUGCCACUUAAAACAGAACAUACUUUGUUAAAAUAAGAUGGGAACUAGAGUUUUACUUAAAACAUAAUUCCAUCUUCAAAAAACUUCUGAUGAGACGACUCUGCUCCACAUACAGUAAACGGUACAAGACAUUCUAAACAAUUCUUAUUUAUUUAAACACGUUACACUGGCUGUGGAAAACUGUUCAAUUAUUUUGCACCUCACAGGUUUAAUUUCACUGCUACUGAUCCUGAUUUUAAGCUUGGCUUUUCGUUGUGUAGUAAUUUUCUGUAGUGUGAGAUUUUGAGCUGCUGCUUCUUGGUCUUCAGCUGUAUGUUCUGAGCAGCUCUUUAACAAAGGCCUUUUUGCUGAACUGUAGCUGCUGUAAUGCCAAAGGUCCUUUCAGACCAGAGCGUGUUGAGCUUCCUCUGAAUGUAGCUCUGCUUUCAGAGCACAGACAAAGCCUUUAAACACAUGAACGCUGGUUAUUAACUAAACACUACUGGAAUCUACUGGACGCACUGUAAUUAAAGAUGCUACUGUAUAUAAUAUAAUGUGCAUGUAGGUGAAACACCUCUGAAAACUCAAGGGACAAAAUCCAGAAAGAGGUGGUCUAAAAAUGGUGGUCUACCUCCAUUAAAACAAUAUUUGUGCCUUUUCCAUGUUCAAAUGUUUCCUUUCACCUCCUGAUGCUGUAAUAAACAAGCUAAAAGGAGAACCGGACUCUGAUGGUACUAAGACUCUGCUUUAAGUUCGGCUCUUUAGCCUCGUACACUAAACCUGUAGGAGGAAACCUGGGUGUGAUCUUAGA